AAUAUCGACGUAAUUAAACCGGAAGUUCGUUGUAUCUCAAAAAGAAUACGAUGCUUCGGCAUGGCAGUAAAAUGUAUGGAAGGGCCUUUUGUGUUCAGACUAAAUGACAACGGUACCGGACCGCAUCUACUUGUACAGGUUUGCACGGAAAGGGGAUGGCGCGAGUACGCCGGUGAAAAUAAUGUAUUCAAAGAUCGAUGGAAUUUAUGGUGGCGAUCCGGCGGUUUCCCCACAUCACAUUACAGGCCAUUAUUCCCUUGCCAGUUCGUCAAUCGGAUACCAAAGGGAAAUUCCAUCUGUCGAAAGGAUAAGCUUAUCCGUCACUUAAAGUGCAUGAAAAAAGUCCAUGGUGCGAUAUAUGAUUUCAGUCCCGUAGGAUAUAAUCUGCCUUCUGAAUAUACGAAAUUGGCUGAAGAGUGUAGUCGUUGCGAGAAAGAUGAUAAAAUUUGGAUUUGCAAACCGGUCGGCCAAAGUCAAGGAAGAGGAAUCUUUUUAUUUCGCAAAUUAAGCGAUCUAUCGUAUGACAAUGCUGCGGUUGUACAAAGGUAUAUCGAGAAUCCUUUGCUAAUCGGAGGAUACAAAUUUGAUCUUCGCUUAUAUGUAUGCGUGCCAUCGUAUCGCCCAUUAACGAUUUACUUGUACAAGGAAGGUCUGGCUCGUUUUGCCACUGAAAAAUUUUCCUUGGAGCGAUUAGAUGAUCCCUUUCGACAUCUCACAAAUUUUUCUCUGAACAAACUGGGACCAGGUUACUCGGAAAAGAAAGAACGCAUCGGUGCCGGAUGCAAAUGGACAUUUAGACAACUGCGGAGAUAUUUCGAACAGUCAGGAUAUUUUGAUUGGAUUCUGUGGCAGAGAAUUUCCUGUCUCGUAACUUUAACAAUUCUAAGUCAAGCAGCAGGCAUUCCUAAAUCUUCGAAUUGUUUCGAAUUUUUUGGCUUCGAUGUGCUGAUUGACGAAAAUUUAAAGCCGUGGCUCUUAGAGGUGAACUUAAGUCCGGCUUUGAGUAACGACUGCGAAGUUGAUUCAGAAGUGAAAAAACCUCUGUUGCAUGAUUUGUUUGAUUUAUUGGGUCUUCCAGUAUGUAAUACCGGACUUUCUCUGUUCACAAUCUGGUCCUCCCCCGAUCGCAUCGAGGAGGAUGAGGGCGAAGUGUCUUCCAAGUUCGGCCGUUCCGUGAAAAAGAGAUCGAAACUCGGACGAGAAGCUGAAACUUUUCUAAAUUUUUCCUCGGAGACCCAAGCCACGUUGCGACAACCGGAAGUUUGUCCUACUACCUGGCCGCGUCAUUACAACCAGCUGUUAAUGGACAAAUACAUACAUCGAUAUAAAGGAAAUACGAUCGAGAAUCAUGCGUCACCGCCGAUUUGGGACAAUGGCAGAGAUUGGAGGACUUCCUGCGUAAGAGAAGGCGGAUGGAUUCGUAUUUGUCCGUUUAUUCGGACGGAACAUAUGGAGAAUACGGAGUACACGAGACCAUCACCCAGAAUUGUUGAAAAUGAAAUCAAGAAUAUGGUCCUUUCUAUACAAAAGUAUUUAAAAGCUGCAAAGGAAGUGCAGCAAAGAAACGAAAAGCUCACGGACGAGCAGUGCAAUGCUCUUUUGCGAAAUGCGCUUGAAUUAAAUACAGAAAUUUGGCUGCCAGAAAAGUAAAAACCUAGGAGUCUAGGUUUUUUGCUCACGAUGUUCAAAUAAUUUAUUUUACGCUUGUUCAUAUAGUGUUAUUUUAAGAAAUAUUUCGUACGAUGUUCAAUGCACAUUAUAGUAAACGUGCAUUUUUUCGUUCCAUCAUC
Molecule: messenger RNA, 1790 nt
Organism: Atta colombica
Lineage: Eukaryota; Metazoa; Arthropoda; Insecta; Hymenoptera; Formicidae
Product: probable tubulin polyglutamylase TTLL2
Exons: 9
Coding region: 61-1650 (529 amino acids)
Biological process (GO): protein polyglutamylation; microtubule cytoskeleton organization
Cellular component (GO): cilium
Molecular function (GO): tubulin binding; tubulin-glutamic acid ligase activity
Source: RefSeq, a predicted model, not a curated record